Molecule: messenger RNA, 3665 nt
Organism: Labeo rohita (rohu)
Lineage: Eukaryota; Metazoa; Chordata; Actinopteri; Cypriniformes; Cyprinidae
Product: RAS guanyl-releasing protein 2
Exons: 16
Coding region: 77-1873 (598 amino acids)
Biological process (GO): positive regulation of GTPase activity; Ras protein signal transduction
Cellular component (GO): plasma membrane
Molecular function (GO): calcium ion binding; guanyl-nucleotide exchange factor activity
Source: RefSeq, a predicted model, not a curated record
GGAAGAGCACUGGAGGAGAAGAGAAAAACAGAAGGCUAUUAGAAAGUGAAGAUAGAGGAAGAAAAAGAGAGAUUUGAUGGAUCCGUUACCUAUGGAUUCAGGAACAGUGGAUGAGUUGAUGGACUUCUGCAUACAGUCCUUCGACAGUGAAGGUACAAUUAAAGAUGCCUCCUUUGUGAAAAUGUUUCUGAUGAUGCAUCCUUGGUACAUAUCUUCCACUGAUCUGUCCAAGAAACUGCUGCUAAAGUCACAGGAGGGCAGCACUGAUGAGAUCAGAGCUAAAAUAUGCCACCUUGUAAAGUACUGGAUUUCUGAAUUUCCCGUAGAGUUUGAUCUCAAUCCUGCUUUGGCUGACCAGAUUAAAGACCUGAGAGAGAACCUGAACACUGGCGGCAAUGAAACACAGAGUCAGCUUAUUGAUGUAGAGAGUGUGCCCUCGUAUAAAUGGAAACGCCAGGUUACCCAAAGAGUUCCAUCAAUGUCAAAAAGGAGAAAAAUGUCCCUUUUGUUUGAUCACCUGGACCCCUGUGAGCUUGCUGAACAUCUGACCUAUCUGGAGUACAAAUCCUUCUGCAAGAUAAUGUUUCAGGAUUACCACAGCUUUGUGAUGCACGGCUGCACGGUAGAUAACCCCAUCCUGGAGAGGUUUAUUACCCUCUUUAACAGCGUCUCGCAGUGGAUUCAGCUGAUGGUUCUGAGUAAACCCACCGCACCGCAGAGAGCUGCUGUGAUCGCGCACUUCAUAAAGGUUGCACAGAAACUACUGCAGUUGCAGAAUUUCAACACGCUGAUGGCAGUGGUCGGGGGUCUCAAUAACAGCUCCAUCUCUAGGCUGAAAGAGACACAGGCACACAUCAGCAACGAAACCAAUAAGAUCUUUAACAGUUUGUUAGACAUGCUGACAUCCUGUGGAAACUACAGUCAGUAUCGGCGCCGAUUUGCAGAGUGCACUGGUUUCCGAUUCCCAAUCUUGGCUGUUAACCUCAAGGACUUGAUAGCUGUUCAUGUCGCUCUGUCAGACUGGGCAGACCCACAGAAGACCCGCGUCAACUUGACUAAAACUCAGCAACUCUAUGCCAUCCUGCAGGAAUUGGCCCUUGUGCAGAACAAUCCUCCUAACAUUGAGGCCAACACAGACUUGCUCAAUCUACUUACAGUAUCAUUGGAUCAGUACCACACAGAAGAGGAGAUUUAUCAGCUCUCAUUACAGAGGGAACCCAGAGCUGCAAAACCAGCGAACUCAACCUCCUCCUCCAGUCCAGCUCCUAAACAACUCUCAAUGAUUGAUGAGUGGGCAGCGUCAGUCAAGCCUAAAGCUAAUCCUGUUAUUAUCAGCAAACAUAUUGAGAAGAUGGUGGAAUCUGUGUUCAAGAAUUUCGACUCAAACGGCGACGGGUUCAUCUCACGUGAGGAGUUUGAGUGUAUCAGGAAUAACUUUCCUUAUCUCAGCAAGUUUGGAGAACUCGAUAAAAAUCAGGAUGGAAAGAUCAGCAGAGACGAGAUGAUUGAUUACUUUAUGAAGGCCAGUUCUUUGCUCAACUGUAAGAUGGGCUUCAUACACACCUUUAUUGAGACCACAUACGUUAAACCAACCUUCUGCGAACACUGCGCUGGCUUUAUAUGGGGCUUUUAUAAACAAGGAUACAAAUGCAAAGUUUGUGGUGUGAACUGUCAUAAAGCAUGUCAAGGACGCCUGACGAUCGAAUGUCGUAAAAGAACAAAGAGCAUCAGUCAUGAGACGCCACCAGCUUUACAGUCCAGAUCCUUCAGCUUUCCUCUGCCCAGCAAUGCCCCAUCAAACCUGCAGAACACGGUCAUCACAGAAGAGGAUGUUGAGGCAGCUGAACAGGGUGUAUUUGACUGUCACCUCUAAACUGAUUUUUGUCUGACGUCACGAAUGGACAGCAUGUCAACAAUGAGUCUUGCGUUGGGGCGAAUUUCUUCCAAUCACACCCACUGGAACAAUGUUGAAGGAUAAAAAAGAUCUAGAGUUAGGGUCAAAUAAUGGGAUCGACUGAGUUCACUCGUUAUCACACAUGGUGAGACACGGACAUGCUGCUAUCUGCUGGACUGAAGCUGCAACUGCUGACCAGAUCAACCACCUCUUCCUGCAGAAGCCUGAAUGUAAUCGUACAUAUCUCAAAAUCUCAAGCAUAUUUGUAAGAUUUAUCAUCAUGUUGUAUAUUCUUCCCAGGUUGCUUGACACACCUUGUAAUUUAACUUUUGUAAAUAAAAAAAGGAAAAAUGAGAAAAAAUGAAAGAGAAGGAAGAAUUUUCAGUGACUGUGUUCUGAGGUACAGAAAAGGCUUUUUUUUUUUUUUCAUUGUAGUAAUAAGAUCUUUUUGUGAAUGCAACUAAAUUGGAGCUUAUUGUCACCAAAGCAGUUUUGUUGGCUGAAUUUCAGUGUAAACUCAUGGUGGCAUAGAUCAGGUGUGUGUUUGCAUCUGAAAAAUUAUGCAAUCAGCUUUAAUUGUCUUUAAACCUUUGAAUUUAAUCAAAAUGGGAAAGACAGGAAGAUUUUUUUUUAAUGAUCUAUAUUGAGAGAGUUAACCUCAAUAAAAGAUAGUACUGAUAUUCCAGCUGUAACUGAAUGUUAAAUGUAUAAAAACUAAAACAAUGAUCUACAAAAUGAGGCAAAUAUAUAGAAUUACAUUCAAAGGCCUGCCUUUCACGCCACAAAUACUGUGUGUGAACAAGAUUUUGAACAGAAACAAUGAAUUUCUGUAAAGAAAUACCUUUACCCAACAUUUACAUUUACCCAACAAAGUUUUGUUUUUCUUCACUUGGUGAAGGAACAAGCUGGCAAAUAAGAUAUCAGCUUUGGGUCACAUGUCCAGAGCCUUUUCCAUUUGUAUAGCUGAGUAUUAAACACUAACCAGUACAAAUCUGUAUUCAUUAAAAUGGUCAGUCAGUCUUGAUGGUUAUAUGGCUCCAUCCACUCUUGAGGAUUUUAAUGAUCCCCAACACCUCAUCCUAGCAUACUUCACUCUAAAGUCAUUAGAUAUGAGAAAAUGAAACAAAAUCUUUAUGGGGAGAUGACAUUAUCAUGGCCUUUUGCUGAUGAAAUAAGUCUAAUUAGAUAAUAAUUACAAGUAGUUCUUGUGGUUGUGUGUUUAAAACAUAUGAAACAUCCCUUUUAAAAAAAAAAUUCUGGCUUUGUUGUGAGAUGCCAAAAACGUCAUCUGUUUCACAACAUCAGGUCCAUGUUUCCAAUCUGAGAAUAUCCCCAUUCUCUUUUUAACGUACUGUAUGUUGUAGCAUUAGAUGUUAAAAUGUGAUUUCCAAAAUUCUUCCAAUGAUCUGAGAAACUGUCAAUAUCAGUCUGGGAAAUCUGUUAGGUAGGCAUGUAACACAUGUAUUGUAUGCAUAUUUACUGAUAUGCUCUUUUAAGAUAUCCUAUGCUGUUUUGUUGAAUGUGUUGUUUUUAUAUGUACAGUGUUUUGUCAUUACUUAAAAAAAAGGGGAAGGACGAUGUGUUUAGAGUGAGAAUGUAUUUUACAUUGAAGUAAAUUUGUGGUGUUGCACACUUAUGGUUGUUAUGUAAUACAAAGAAUGACUUCUUUUUUCUUGGUGAUGAUUGAAUGUAUUUUUCUCAUGCAACUAACUUUUUUUAAUGUGCAGGUCUGUCUUUCAGUGACAAUAAAUAUUGAUAUGAAAAAUGUCUA